This is a messenger RNA of Anguilla anguilla (European eel), 878 nucleotides long. RefSeq names its product U6 snRNA-associated Sm-like protein LSm7. Gene Ontology annotation, biological process: mRNA splicing, via spliceosome; nuclear-transcribed mRNA catabolic process. Gene Ontology annotation, cellular component: U2-type prespliceosome; U12-type spliceosomal complex; U6 snRNP. The coding region runs from base 124 to 435 and encodes 103 amino acids. The transcript has 4 exons. The record is from RefSeq and is a predicted model, not a curated record. Gene Ontology annotation, molecular function: RNA binding. Lineage: Eukaryota; Metazoa; Chordata; Actinopteri; Anguilliformes; Anguillidae.
UGGCCAUUUCAUGGGAUAGGAAAACAUAAUAGAGUACGAUUCAUUUUGACCGAAAUUAAGGUAUAAAGCGACCAAAAGGUCAAAGUUGGAGAGUCAAGAGGCGGAGCUGCCUAGAGUUGAAAGAUGGCGGAUAAAGAGAAGAAAAAGAAGGAAAGCAUAUUUGACCUGUCGAAGUACAUCGAUAAGACGAUUCGAGUCAAGUUUCAAGGGGGUCGAGAAGCAAGUGGGGUUCUGAAAGGCUUUGAUCCACUUCUGAAUCUGGUACUUGACGGCACUAUUGAGUACAUGCGAGACCCAGAUGACCAGUACAAGUUAACCGAGGACACGAGGCAGUUGGGCCUGGUCGUGUGUCGCGGGACGUCCGUGGUGCUCAUCUCUCCGCACGACGGCAUGGAAGCCAUUCCGAAUCCGUUCGUUCAGCAGCAAGAAGGGUAGUGGGCGUGCCCCGACCUUUUUACAGUCUCUGGCCCCGACUCCCGCGAGCCAUCCGUGCAUCUAUGACCUGUGUGAUGCCAUUGUGUUCUAACGGACAAAAUUCGAGACCCCUUUCAAAAUACAUUUUAAUUUCCUCAGUUUUUAAAUUAUGAUGUUCACAGUGACACCAACACAAUGGUAGAAGUUGUGGAGGGGAGUAAUAAAGUAAAUAGUUUACAAUUUUUUGUUUUUCCAAGUUGUGGGAAGGCCUGCCCAUGUUUUGUGUCUGAGGGAAUGUCAAGUGAACACAAUGUGUAAUGUUAACAUCUCAUCUGCUCUUGUUUUCCUAUUUAAAAAUGAGUUACCUUAGUUUAAGUGGUUUAUCACUGUUAGCAGAACCAGAAUAGCACUGGCAUAUGAUGUUCAGAAUUGAAACGGGGCAAUAAAUUUCUUAUUUUUUGUUA